AUGAGCUCCAAAAAGUAUGCCUUCCUCCCGAUGGAAGACGACGAGGUCGGCCCUCAAAAAGUCGCCAAGGAGAAAAAGCACAAGCAUCGGUCGCGCGACCGCGACCGAGAACGAGACGACAAAUCCUCGCGUUCCUCAAGACCGAGGCGCGACCGCUCGCGCUCGAGAUCCCCGCGCUCAUCCUCUCAUCGCCACGACAGCGGCCGCUCCAAGACGUACCGACGGCGCGAUGCGGAAGCAGACUUUGACGACCGCUGGGGUGACGAGGAGCCGCCAUCGGACGAGCCCGAUGCCCAGGACGACGGCGCUCCCGAGUUUGAGGAGUCGGCCAGCAAGAGAGUCAAGCUGAGCCACGACGAGCCCCGGGAAGAGGACCUCUCUGAUGGCGCCAAGGAGGAACUCGCACGCCAGAAAGACAUCGAAGAGCGAGAGGCGUUUGCCAAGCGGCUGAGAGAAAAGGAUGAGGGGCGGUCCAAGAAGAACCAGCGCGACGGUGAAUCCUCGUCAAGGCAGCGGCUGGCCGACGACGCCAAAGCUAGGGACGCGGCGCUACCCGACCUUCGAGAGCGAUCACGGCAAGAAUACCUCAAGAAGCGCGAGACGGAGCGCCUGGCCCUGUUGCGGAAGCAGGUCGCCGAGGAGACGGCCGAGCUGCGCAGCGGCGUGCGCCUCUCCGACAAGGAAAAGGCAGAGUUUGCCAAGAACCGCGAGAUCCUGCGGCUGGCCGAGGAGCGGCUCAAGAUCGACGACCACCGAGACGGCUACAUGAUGCCCGAAGACUACAUCACGGAAAAGGGAAAGCUGGAUCGCAAGAAAAAGGAAGAGGCCAUGUACAAGCGGUACGUCGACCGCGACGAGUAUGGCCAGGAAAAGUUCGUCACGGAGCACGAGGAGUGGGAGCGCGAGCAGACGGCCAAGGCCAAGGCGCAGGUCAAGAUUGCUGAGAGGGUCAACGAAACCUACGACUACGUCCUGGACGACGCGCAGUACAUCCAAUGGAACCUCGACUCUAAGAUGGCCGGAGAGGGCAAGAACCUGGCCAAGACCAAGGAGCAAAUGUUCCUGGACGCGCAGAUCGAGGCCGCCGAGAAGAAGGCGCUGUCGAUCCAGGAGACGCGCAAAAGUCUGCCCAUCUACCAGUACCGUGAUCAGUUCCUGGAGGCACUGGAGCAGUACCAGAUCUUGGUUAUCGUCGGUGAGACUGGUAGCGGCAAGACGACUCAGCUGCCGCAGUACCUGCACGAGGCCGGAUAUACCAAGAACGGGUUAAAAGUCGGCUGCACGCAGCCCCGCCGAGUCGCUGCCAUGAGCGUGGCCGCUCGCGUGGCCGACGAGGUGGGUGUCAAGGUGGGAAGCGAGGUCGGCUACUCGAUUCGUUUCGAGGACAACACGAGCGACAAGACGAUUCUCAAGUACAUGACGGACGGUAUGCUGCUCCGAGAGUUUAUGACGGAGCCGGAUCUCGCGGGAUACUCGGCGCUCAUGAUUGACGAGGCCCACGAGCGGACAGUCCACACGGACAUUCUGCUGGCUCUCGUCAAGGAUCUCGCACGGGAGAGGCCGGAUCUCAAGCUACUCAUCUCGUCUGCGACCAUGAACGCCACCAAGUUCUCGGAGUAUUUUGACGACGCCCCCAUCUUCAACAUCCCCGGCCGACGCUACCCUGUCGACAUCUACUAUACCCCCGCACCAGAGGCCAACUACCUGGCGGCUGCCAUCACGACCACCUUCCAGAUCCACACCACGCAGGGCAAGGGCGAUAUCCUUAUCUUCCUCACUGGUCAAGACGAGAUCGAGGCGGCGGAGCUCGAGAUCUCCGAGACGGCAAGGAAGCUGGGCGGCCGCAUCAAGGAGCUCGUCAUCUGUCCCAUCUACGCCAACCUCCCGUCCGAAUUGCAAGCAAAGAUCUUUGAGCCGACGCCCGAGGGCGCCCGCAAGGUCGUCCUCGCCACCAACAUUGCCGAGACCAGUUUGACAAUCGAUGGUAUCGUCUAUGUCAUCGACCCUGGUUACGUCAAGGAGAACAUCUACAACCCCGCGACGGGCAUGUCCAACCUCGUCGCCGUGCCUUGCUCGCGCGCCUCGGCCAACCAGCGCAGCGGUCGUGCUGGACGUGUCGGUCCCGGCAAGUGCUUCCGCCUGUACACCAAAUUUGCGUACAUGAACGAGAUGGACGAGUCUACAACUCCAGAAAUCCAACGGACCAACCUGAACGGCGUGGUGCUGCAGCUCAAGUCGCUCGGCAUCAACGAGCUGCUCGACUUUGAGUUCAUGGACCCGCCGCCUACGGAGGCACUCAUCGGCGCGCUAAACCAGCUCUUCGCGCUGCAGGCGCUGAACCAUAAGGGCGAGAUGACCAAGCUCGGCCGCCAGAUGGCCGAAUUUCCGACGGACCCGAUGCUGGCCAAGGCGGUGCUGGCGGCGGACAAGGAAGGGUGCGUGGACGAGGUGCUGUCCAUCGUGUCGAUGCUGGGCGAGGCGUCGGCGCUCUUCUUCCGGCCCAAGGACAAGAAAAUUCACGCCGACAGCGCGCGCAACCGAUUCACGAUCAAGGACGGCGGUGACCACGUCACCCUGCUUAACGUCUGGAACCAGUGGGUCGACAGCGACUUCUCGCCCGUGUGGGCGCGCGAGAACUUCCUGCAGCAGCGGUCUCUGACGCGGGCCCGCGACGUGCGCGACCAGCUGGCCAAGCUCUGCGAGCGCGUCGAGGUGGCGCCGUCGAGCUGCGGCGCGUCCAACCUGCGGCCCAUCAAGCGCGCCAUCACGGCGGGCUUCUUCCCCAACGCGGCGCGGCUGCAGAAGAGCGGCGACGGGUACCGGACCGUCAAGAACAAUACGAGCGUGUGGAUCCACCCGAGCAGCGUGCUCAUGUCGGUCGACCCGCCCGAGAAGAUGGUGGUGUACUUUGAGCUGGUGCAGACGACCAAGGAGUACAUGCGCAGCGUGAUGCCCAUUGAGGCGCGCUGGCUGGCGGAGCUGGCGCCGCACUUCCACAAGCAAAAGGAUAUCGAGGCCAUGGAGGAGAAGAAGAUGCCCAAGUAG
This is a messenger RNA of Purpureocillium lilacinum, 3045 nucleotides long. RefSeq lists its product as uncharacterized. The record is from RefSeq and is a predicted model, not a curated record. Gene Ontology annotation, molecular function: helicase activity; RNA binding; ATP binding. NCBI's taxonomy places the organism in Eukaryota, Fungi, Ascomycota, Sordariomycetes, Hypocreales, Ophiocordycipitaceae. Gene Ontology annotation, cellular component: catalytic step 2 spliceosome; intracellular anatomical structure.